AUGCCACGGCACGACCUGAGCUACGGGGGUCCGAACUGGACUGUGCGAGACAUUGUUCGGCACAUGCGACACCUUCCGCUGACUGCGGAGAUCCGGGCGAAGUGGCAGUACUGCAACAUGAUGUUCAUCACGCUUUCCCACGUCGUGGAAACCGUGACGAACAUGUGGCUCCGCGCCAUGUCCGAAAUGGACCCUAGAGUGCUGUCAGAAGAAAGCUAUACCGCCCUAAGGACCCCGAGAAUGUUCAUCACCAUCUUCGAGGGCCUUGAAGUGUUCAGCCACAAUGGGCUCGUCACAGGUUUCUCGACAACCAUGAUAUAUAUCCCCGAGCUGUCUUGGGGUGCCGCUCUCAUGUCGAAUGGAGAUCGCUUCGAGUCAUUCGGACAAGACAGGAUUGUGUACACCAUGAUCUAUGAUUUACUAGGUGUCCCGGCAAGUAAAAGAGUGGACUGGAUCGCUCGAGCCAACAAGAGCAUACAAGGGGCGAAAGAUGCAUGGAACAACUCCAAAUCACACCUCUUCCCGAAUGCACCGCAAGGAGAUCGGAGGAUUCCCCUACCCUUACCUCUAGCCUCCUACUCCGGAACGUACCGCAACGCAGGCUACCAGAACAUCACGUUGCAAAUCCGUGACCGACCGAGCUGGCUCGAUGCCGUCGACGAGAAAAUCCUCGUAGCGAACAUCACGGACCGGACCUGGGCACAUUCCCUCUCCUUUGAACACAUCGGCGCGGAACAUUUCCUGGUCUGGGCCGUCGCCGGGAGCAUGACACCCUGUGCGACGCUGGAAAAACUGGGGAUAAAGGGGGGAUUCAAGGUGUCCGCGGCGGGAAAGGUUUCACAUUUGGGCCUGGCGUAUGAGCCGCCGGUGGGAGGUGAAUUUAUAUGGUUUGAGAAGCUAGCGUAA
Eremomyces bilateralis CBS 781.70 is the source of this 906-nucleotide messenger RNA. RefSeq lists its product as uncharacterized. Lineage: Eukaryota; Fungi; Ascomycota; Dothideomycetes; Eremomycetales; Eremomycetaceae. The coding region runs from base 1 to 906 and encodes 301 amino acids. The record is from RefSeq and is a predicted model, not a curated record. The transcript is spliced from 2 exons.